Trichomycterus rosablanca is the source of this 2686-nucleotide messenger RNA. It is a transcript of the gene stx12l, whose product is annotated as syntaxin 12, like. The coding region runs from base 262 to 1068 and encodes 268 amino acids. Gene Ontology annotation, cellular component: postsynaptic recycling endosome; SNARE complex; endomembrane system. The transcript has 11 exons. Gene Ontology annotation, molecular function: SNAP receptor activity; SNARE binding. The record is from RefSeq and is a predicted model, not a curated record. Gene Ontology annotation, biological process: intracellular protein transport; vesicle fusion; vesicle-mediated transport. Lineage: Eukaryota; Metazoa; Chordata; Actinopteri; Siluriformes; Trichomycteridae.
AGCUGCCUCAUACAAAGCGCCUGGAGGCUUCGGAUGACUGUUUCUCUGUGUUUAGUAAAGCAUUCAAUACUGCCCAGAGUGUUUCAGGACUACAGUACUUUGGAAAAGCGAGUGUCCCUUUUUCUGUCGGAUUGAGACAUACCCCGGAUUAAAGGGCGGUGGUGUGACUCGCGCUGGCUGCUGGGUCUCCACAGCAACACCAGCUGACAGGAAGCCUGUGUUGUAUCUGCGCAUUGUUAUUCUGUGUCAUUUGUGUCCAUCAUGUCUUCAGGAAGGAUGGAAAUCUACCGCACACAGCCACGAGAUUUUAGCAACCUCUUUCAGACAUGCACUACCAAUAUUCAGAAAAUAACACACAACACUGGACAAAUCAAAUCCAUGCUGUUUCAGCUUGGUAGCAGGCCGGACACUCCUGAACUUCAGGACAGACUGCAGCAGAUGCAGCAUUACACAAACCAGCUAGCAAAAGAGACCAACAAGCACCUGAAAGAUCUGGGCUCUCUUCCUCCACCCCAGUCUCCAUCAGAGCAGAGGCAGCAGAGGAUUCAGAAGGACCGACUGAUGAAUGACUUCUCGGCGGCCCUCAACAACUUCCAGGUGGUGCAGCGUCGAGCGGCUGAGAGGGAGAAAGAGUCUGUAGCCAGGGCUCGAGCUAGCACUCGAUUUCUGAUUGACGAAGGAAAUCAAGAUGAAACACUUGUCACAUUUGACAAAAAUGAGGAAUCAAGACUGACUCACAGUCUAGUUGAAGAGGAGCCCAUCACAGAAGAGGACUUGGAGCUCAUCAAGGAGAGGGAAACUAACAUCCGGCAACUGGAGGCUGAUAUCAUGGAUGUAAAUCAAAUCUUCAAGGACCUGGCAGUUAUGAUUCAUGAUCAGGGUGAUUUAAUUGACAGCAUAGAGGCUAAUGUGGAGAGUGCUGAGGUGCAUGUGGAGCAUGGGACUGAGCAGCUCCAGCGUGCUGCCUACUACAAGAAAAAGUCACGUAAGAGGAUGUGCAUUCUGGCGUCAGUGCUGUCCUUAGUGGUGAUUAUCUUCACCAUUAUUAUUUGGCAAGCUAUCAAAUGAGGUGGCAUCACAUUUUAUUUAGUGUACUUUAAUGUAUUCAGUGGUGAGGGAAUGUAUGAAGGCCGGCUGUGUUUUUGUUGGUGUGUAUUAUGUACAUGUAUCUAAAAUCAACCACAAAGAAUGAUCAUUUUCUCUGAUAACAUGUCUGGUUUAACUAUCCAUGUGCAGUAUUACACAACAGACAACAAUACUGAUAUUCUAAGCAUGCCAGUUAUUACCAGUAUGUCCAGUAAUCAAUACUACAGGUUAAUCUUAUUAUAGAGCAUGUUUCCAAAUACUACUUAAAGUUAUAUGAUGGGUGAAAUAAUCAUUUUAAAAUUUCCCAUUUUUAAGGUUUAAUGUUUGCUACAAGAAAUUAUUUGUAAUGUUUUGAGUAACAUGAUCUUUAAAGUAAAAAAAAAAGAUCAUUUAAAGAUACGAUCAGUUUUUUUUCAAGCCAAUUAAUUAAUGAUUUAAUAUUUUUAUUUGACGUAUAUAAAAGUUUCCCCCACUUUUCCCCCCAAUUUUCUCCCCUAAUCUAGUCGUGUCCAAUUACCCUGAUUGCGUCCUCUAUACUGAUUCGACCCUUCACCGCUGACUGAGGACGCCUCUCAACUGACAUACGCCCUCUACGGCAUGUACAGUCAGUACAGACUGCAUUUUCCACCUGCACGAGUCGAGUUCAUACACUUGACGGGCACUGUGUAUGGAGGGCCACACCCCCAUCAGCAUUAUUCCUCAGCCCUGUGCAGGCGCCGUCAGUCAGCCAGCAGGGGCCGCAGUCGCACCAGUUAUGAGGACCUAUGAUCCGACUUUUUUUACCCUCUAACCCUGAACAACAGCCGAUCGUUGUUCAUGCAGCCGCCCAGCCCAGGAAAGGCAGAGCUGAGAUUCGAUACGAUACGAUGUAUUCGAAUCCCCAACUCUGGUGCGCUAGUGUACUUUACUUCUGAGCCACCUGAAUGGUGUAUAUGUUUAUUUAAUGAAUAUUUGUUAAUCUUAGUAUUAUGUAGGAGCACGUUUCUGUUCACUAUUUAUUUUAUAGUAUGAAUCAUGAAUGAGAAUUUGCAUGGUUUACAAAUCUCAAUUUUUAUUCAAUAGAUUUGAUUAAUAGAUUAUUAGAUUUUAGAUUAGAUUUCUUUAAUUAUAAAAUAAACCCCCUUUUUAUUCACUUCUAUUUUGAUCAGAGUACAGCAUGGUGGUGCAGCAGGUAGUGUUGGUGGUACAUAGUGUCGUGGACCUGGGUUUAAUCUCAGCCACUGGUUACUGUCUGUGACAUAUUUCACACUUUAAGUGGAAUUCCUCUGGGUACUUUAAAUUAAGUGUGUGUGAGAUUAAGUGUGUGAUGCCCUCUGAUAUAGCUAGUGCUCUGUCCAGGGUGUGUUUUAAGUAUUCAUUUUUGUAACUCUCACCCCCAUAGAAAUAGCAGUGUGUGGUAAAAUAAUUUAUCUGUACAUGUAUAUGGAGAAGCUGCACAUUUGUCUUUGUGUAAAUCUUGCAGUCUGAGAAACAAACAACUGUCUAAAUACUUUUGGUCCCAAAAAAUGCAAGUGCUGUGUAUAACAAAAAACCUGUCACUCCUAUCCGAUUCCUCUGAUAUAUCUGUAAAUACUGUCUAAUUAAAAUUCAAAUCAAUAUU